This is a messenger RNA of Prunus armeniaca (apricot), 639 nucleotides long. NCBI's taxonomy places the organism in Eukaryota, Viridiplantae, Streptophyta, Magnoliopsida, Rosales, Rosaceae. The record is from the annotation of a GenBank genome assembly.
AUGGAGAUUUCAGUGCCUUUUUUCCGUCUAGCUAUGGCAUUGGCAAUGACUCUGGCCUUGGUUAUGCCUGUCUAUGGCCAAGUUGGUUCUCCUUGCAAUGCUUCGGCGAUUUCUAGCUUGACCCCUUGCAUGAGUUUUCUCACUAAUAGCAGCUCCAAUGGCACCUCACCAACGGCAGACUGCUGCAAUUCACUAAAAGCCCUCACAAGUAGCAGCAGAGAUUGCUUUUGCCUAAUUGUAACUGGAAGUGUUCCCUUCCAACUACCGAUCAACCGUUCUCUAGCCAUCUCUCUCCCUCGUGCCUGCAACAUCCCCGGCGUCCCACUCCAAUGCCAAGCCACAGUUGCACCUAUUCCUGCUCCAGGUCCUAGCUCCCUUGCGCCAACCCUCUCUCCUGGAGCUUCACCAUCUGGUCCAACAGCUUCCUCUGUCCCAGAGCCAACCUCAUCUGCUCUGUCACCGGAAUCCGACACAACACCACUUUUAACUCCGCCAUCUACAACAGGUGGCUCUGGAGCUCCAACCUCAACUACAGGGAGCCGCCCUGUUUUGACUCCUUCGGCUGCCUUUACCUCUUAUCGUCUCUCACCCUCUCUUAUGCUUUUUGCAUCAGGCAUUCUGGCUUUGAAGUUUUUCUAG